ACUUUUCUUUUCUUCCUUGAGACACCAAACGGCCGAAUGGGAAUGGAAUAAAUGAGCGAAUGACUUUUGGGCUCUUUAAUAUGCUUUUAAAAAGCAUUUCAAGGUGUGAUAUGAUAUGCCAAACAAAAGACGAUGUUAAAUGUGUUAGCAGCUUUUCAAGUGGAAGUACUGUAGAUUCCUUGUCUCUUCAUUGCAUUUGCAUGGUGUUUUCUUCCUACUGAAGUAAGCUAGUUGCCUCUCAUUAGUAAAGCUACUUCAUUUGACUGUGUAAUUCUCAGAAGAAGGAUCAGUGGAUAUGAUGAUGGAAGGUGAAGGUAGUAGUAGCAGCAAGAAGAGAGGAGUUCAAAAUCAUGACGAUGGCUUCAUUAAUACUCUCUUUUCCUGGUCUCUUGAUGACAUUCGUAACAAAAAUCUUUUCAGUCAUAAGGUGGAAAAAAUUCCGGAAUCAUUUGAAUCUGUCACUCAGUAUUUGGGGUCAUUUGUUUAUCCUUUGUUGGAAGAAACACGAGCAGAACUGUCUUCACCUAUGGAGAUCAUUUCAAGAGCACCUUAUGCUAAGGUGGAUGUUUUUAGGCCUCUUGGAUCUGAGUUAUUUGAUGUUAAGAUUGAUUACUGGAGGAACAGGUUCAGUAACAAUGGUAAAGAGCCUUAUAAAACUUUGCGG
Mangifera indica (mango) is the source of this 664-nucleotide messenger RNA. RefSeq lists its product as uncharacterized. The annotation marks the transcript as partial. The transcript has 2 exons. The record is from RefSeq and is a predicted model, not a curated record. NCBI's taxonomy places the organism in Eukaryota, Viridiplantae, Streptophyta, Magnoliopsida, Sapindales, Anacardiaceae.